Molecule: messenger RNA, 1611 nt
Organism: Scleropages formosus (Asian bonytongue)
Lineage: Eukaryota; Metazoa; Chordata; Actinopteri; Osteoglossiformes; Osteoglossidae
Gene: ccdc51
Product: coiled-coil domain containing 51
Exons: 4
Coding region: 343-1611 (422 amino acids)
Source: RefSeq, a predicted model, not a curated record
UUACAAUACAUUAAACCUGAGCAAAUAAUAACAAUUAAGAGUCGCGCUGUAAAUAAGAAAUAAUCAUUACGGGCUGUUUAAUUUUCUUACCGUCUCUGCCAGACAUUUUUGCAGUACUGCGAGCACAGAGAUCCCGAUCACUGCUCUGCAAGGACCCCAGGAAGCGGUGGUCACCCGGAAAUAGGUAUCCUUCGCCCGCCUGCAUUUAUUUCUGCUCGUCUGAACGGUUAGCGUGUGACCAAACAGAUGCCUGUCUCGAUUUGCUUGGACACAAGGUAGCUAUAACCGGGGGCCAGCUGAAGUGUCCCGUGGCUCUGCGGUGCAUCGACGUACUGCUCUUCAAUGAGGUACAGAGGAGGAUAUGUGCUCUCCUGGGGCUACGGGAAAUGCUGCUACUUCUUUCCUCGCUUCAGAAGCCUCCAGACCAGUGUCUUUCCUGGCAGACUGUACUGUACGCACCAUGAAAGUUCAAAGAAAGAACCACUGAAAGAAGGGACGCUACAACAACGUACAGCGGAUGGCCUGAGGAGUCUAGCUGAGGUGGGCAGGCAGUGGGGACACAAUUCAGUGACGACUGCCUUGGCCACCCUUAACUACUGGUGGGAAAAGUAUGAGGAAUUUGUGGGCCUCACUGAAGUCAGAGAGGCACAGACAAAGGUCACAGAGGCGGAGAAGGCAUUUAUGGUGGCAAGAGGGAUGGUUCGUGAGGCACAUGGGAGUUUGGAAACUCUGCAAGGGAGGCUGAAGGAGGUGAGAGACAGACUGGACCGUGUUUCCCGUGAGGAGGCACACUACUUGGAGCUGGCAACUCUGGAACAUAAGCUGCUGCAGGAGGAACGGCGUCUGCGAACAACCUACGAAAAUGCAGAGGAGGCAGAGAGGGAGAAGUUUGCUCUGUUUUCAGCCGCAGUGCGUGAAAGCCAUGAGAAGGAGCGAGCUCGGGCAGAACGAACCAAGAACUGGUCUGUCAUUGGUUCUGUCCUGGGGGCUUUGAUAGGGGUCAUGGGCUCCACGUAUGUUAACAGGGUACGCCUCCAAGAGCUGAAGAACUUGCUGCUGGAGGCACAGAAAGGACCAGUGAGUCUACAGGAAGCCAUCAAAGUGCAGGACAGUCUGUAUAAGACUCAGCAGGAGGAGCUCAGGGGCCUUAUCAACACCCUGAGAGGAUCUCUUUUGGAAAGGACAGAGGAUAAAGGAGCCAAGACCUUACCUGUCCCAGUGCCUUCUACCAUCUCCCAAAGCCCCCUUCCAAGUGAUGCCCACUCAGUGCUCAAGGACAUCCUACUGUCAACCCAGAAAGCCCAGACUCUAAUGGAAGGCCUCAAGCCACCACUAGUUCAGCUGGAACAGACAGUUGGCAAGAUGCAGUCUGAACUCCAGGCAGUGAAAAGGGCAUUUGAUAGUCGCCCUAUUCUAGAGAAGCCAGUUAUAAGUCCAGAGGAUGCGCAUGUGCAUGUCUUUGAUGCUGAGGGUGUCAUGCAAGGACUGGCCCAAACCGAAAAGAGGCUUAAAUCCCAGAUUAAUAAGACUAGUGUGUACAACACAGUUUUGACUUACACUGCAUUUGCCAUAACUCUACCUCUAUUGUAUUUACUUUUUAAAAGUAAUUGA